UCCUCUUACAACCGUCGCGAUGCCCUCACAGACCUUCUUCCUCGUCUCGCUGCCCAACUCAAUCAAUCCCUCCGGAAACCGCGAUGAAGCUCUUACCACUCUGCGCUCCGCCGUGAGCGCCGACGCAGCGACGACAUAUCCCUUUGCGAUACCAGAUUUCAAGGUCGGAACUCUCGACGCAUUGGUGCAGCAAGCAGAUGAGUUGGCGAAGCUGGAGCAGGGCUGCAAGGGCGUGGCGGACAAAGUCGCCGACUCAUUAAGAUCACUGUUGGAGGGCGACGAGGAGAAACUACAGGAGCAGAAGGUGGUCAAUGACCGACCGGUCGAGAACUACCUCCAAUCUUUCCAAUGGAACAAAGUCAAAUAUCGCGCCGACAAGCCCAUCGCCGAGCUCAUCGACACCCUGCAGAAAGAGAUCGCAGCCGUGGACAACGACGUCAAGGCGAAAUACAACCAAUACAACACCUCCAAAACCGCACUCGCCAGCAUGCAACGUAGCCAUACCGGCAACCUCUCGCAAAAAUCCCUAGCCUCCGUCGUCAACCCAGCGACUCUCCUGCAACCCGAUGCAUCAGAAUACCUCGCGCAGCACAUCAUCGCGGUCCCCUCAAACCUUGUCAAGGAUUUUCUCAAGUCAUAUGAGUCCCUCACACCAAUGGUCGUUCCUCGCAGCGCGCAACUGCUGGCCAAAGAUGACGAAUUUCAGCUGUAUGCGGUGACGGUGUUCAAGAAGCAUUCGCAGGAGUUUGUGCAUAAGUGUCGCGAGCAGCGGUGGACGCCGCGGGAGAUGAAAUUCACAGAGGGAGGUCGGGAAGCGGAGGAGAAGGAAUUGACCAAGUUGGAAAAGGAGGAGAGGAGGCUUUGGGGCGAGGCGUUACGAUUGGGCAGGACGGGAUACAGUGAUGCUGUGCAAGGGUGGAUACACGUGCUCACCUUGAGAGUGUUUGUGGAGUCUGUGCUGCGAUAUGGGUUGCCUUUGGACUUUGUGUGCGGUUUGCUCAAGACCGACACGAAACGCGCAAAGAAAGCCAAAGCCGGUCUGGAUUCGAGAUUCGCCGAACUAGGAGGCAAUGCCGUGAGCAAGGACAAGAAGGGACGGGUUAAGCAAGAUGACAGCCAGUUGCAACAGGAGAUGGCUCAAACAGGUCUCGGCGGUGGUGACUCGGGUUACGAGCCGUAUGUCUUCUACGAGUUUGAGCUCGUAUAG
This is a messenger RNA of Zymoseptoria tritici IPO323, 1207 nucleotides long. RefSeq lists its product as uncharacterized. Gene Ontology annotation, cellular component: vacuolar proton-transporting V-type ATPase, V1 domain. Gene Ontology annotation, molecular function: proton-transporting ATPase activity, rotational mechanism. Lineage: Eukaryota; Fungi; Ascomycota; Dothideomycetes; Mycosphaerellales; Mycosphaerellaceae. Gene Ontology annotation, biological process: proton transmembrane transport. The transcript is spliced from 3 exons. Bases 20 to 1207 code for a protein of 395 amino acids. The record is from RefSeq and is a predicted model, not a curated record.